Messenger RNA from Ilex paraguariensis (yerba mate), 891 nucleotides. NCBI's taxonomy places the organism in Eukaryota, Viridiplantae, Streptophyta, Magnoliopsida, Aquifoliales, Aquifoliaceae. The record is from the annotation of a GenBank genome assembly.
AUGAAAGUGGAAGAGGUGGAUUUAGUGGAAGGGAUGAAAGUGGGUGGUGAACAUGGAGGAGCAGAUAAUUGGGCUGGAAGUAGUGGGCAGCACAUUGCUACCUUUGGUGGUGCCUUGGAAAGAUUGAGUAGGAGAACAGUUGAAUUGGAAGAGAUGCCUAUCCACCAUGAAAUACAACUCAAAAGCCCAAAUUGGCUUUUUGGGCAGAGGAAGCAUGAGCAUAGUAACUCUGUGCCCAAAGUAGCUUCACAUGAUGUUGCAAAUGGAGGGUCUCAAGAGGAGAAGGGAAUAGAUGGCUUAUGUGACCUAAAUUGGCUUUCGUCUAUUGGUGACACCAAUGAAGAGGAUGUCUUCCAAAGAUACCUUUCAAUGACAUCAGUAGACGAAGGCAAUGGUUGGUAUGGUGGUACAUUGCUCGGUGAUCAAGAUGAAAACAGCGAGAUCUAUAGGCAUUAUGCUGAACUAUGCCAGGGUUUCUUGGAAGCUGAUCAGAUAGAUGUUAGCAUUUCUGAAUUUGUAUAUUGUCCAGGCUUUUAUGCUCAUGACUUAGCUGCUCAGUGCAGCAAGCAUACAUGUGCCAAUGGUAAGCCCUUUUCAAGCGUUGACGAUAUCAUGAUCAAUGUCCGUUUUAGGUUUGACAAUGGCCCUGCAAUGGAACCCUUCCAGCACGAUCCUGAGAAAGAGAAGCAUUACGCUGACAUUCUUUGCAUGGGCACAAUUGACUGCAUGGAUGAUGCAGCUGUUGAAGCGGAGAUGGAAGCAUCUCUCAAGGAGUAUGACCAAAUUGGUGCUGAUCUUGGGAUUGUCCCCAAGUCAUGUAAAGCUUUGGCUGGAGAUCCAAGCCAGCUGACGAGAUGGAUUAUUGGAGAAGAAAGGAUGCACAAAGUUUAA